Molecule: messenger RNA, 1818 nt
Organism: Pochonia chlamydosporia 170
Lineage: Eukaryota; Fungi; Ascomycota; Sordariomycetes; Hypocreales; Clavicipitaceae
Product: fungal transcriptional regulatory protein
Exons: 1
Coding region: 1-1818 (605 amino acids)
Biological process (GO): DNA-templated transcription
Cellular component (GO): nucleus
Molecular function (GO): DNA binding; zinc ion binding
Source: RefSeq, a predicted model, not a curated record
AUGCCUCCUUGGCUGACAUCACGAAGUCUGCCUCCUGCACAUCGUGUACGCGAGCUACUAGACAUUUACUUGUCGCAAGUCCAUACCGUUCGGUGCUUUGGUUUUCUACAUGUCCCAACCUUUAUGGAGCGAUUUCAGAACGACGAUGCCUUGUACUCGGAUCGGUCUGGGCUCAUUUACAUUCUUUGUGCGCUCGCUGCCCCUUUCUACUAUGCGAGGGCUGUAGUUGUAUCUUCAGAGCAGGACACGACGCCAAACAUGCAGUUUCAUCUUGCCGGGCGAGGAUGGGCUGCUGCCGCCAUGCAGAGCGUAUUCACCAACUUUGGAAACCUGGCGGUUGAGUGCCUCAUGACUGCAGUUCUGCUUCACGAGCAUUGUCUCCGGGUGGGUGACCAUGCCAAAGCAUUCCUCAUGUCAGGCAUGGUAGCCCGGCACGUCCAGAUUUUGCAACUCAACGUUGAGCAUGACGCAGACAUCUUGUGCGAGCGGGAAGAGUCGAUUCCAUGGGCCGUGAAGGAAAGCCGGCGGAGGCUGUUUUGGGCGUGUUACUUGCAGGAUGCGCUUAUCGAGUGCGGGAUUGACCAAUUGAGGUUCAUAUCUGCUGAAGAUGUACAGACACAGUUGCCAUGUCUGGAGGACUACUUCAUUCGAAACAAGCCCUGUUUGACGGAAACGCUACGACAGGGCACUGUUCUUCCUUUUGUACAUGAAAAUGGCACCUCCGGUGAGAACACUAGGGCGUCCGAGAAUCUGGAUUUACGAGCAGUGUACAUUCGAGCCAUGGCACUACGAUCCCGAGUUCUGAAGUACGUCAAACACCUGGGGAAUGACAUUCCCUGGGCUGUCAUCCAGGACACACCAUCCUCCAAGUUUCAGCGCCUAGACCAGGAGCUUAUGGCGCUAGAGUCCUCCAUCCCGGAUGUCAUAAAAUUGACACCAGAGAAUACGUAUUUACACAAAUCCACCGGCCGCCUGAACCUGUACUUCGGUCUUCAUAUCCUCAUUGCACAAACGUUCAACGAUCUUUACCGCAUAGGGGUAACCGGUCUCGUGUUUCCAGUUUCAGCAACAAGAUGGAUACGAGAAAAUGCGCCGAGCGACUUCCUCAAGCGCUGCCAUCGGAUGUGUGCCAGCAGGGCGGCCAACAUAGCUACCUUACUAGAUGACUUGUACAAGUGCCACAAGGAGAGCAUGGUUGACAUACCAUACGCGAUGCACGCACAAGUCUGCAGCGGCGUGCUAGUCACGACGCUAGCAUCAUGGAGUGGACUGGGGGAAAGCUCAUGUUCCUCACUACUUCCAGGUACGGAGCUGCACAAGUAUCGUCAAAUGCUGGAGAGUAAUGUACGCAUCCUGCAGCACCUACGAACAUAUAUGCAAGUAGACCUGUUUCUAGAGUCUGCAACUCAGGCUCUAAAGCGAUUUGAUAAGAUGGAGGAGAAAAGGGGGCCGGAUCCAAGCACGGCCGAGGAGACUGCAGAGAGUCAGAACCCGCGACAAUUCUCACUGGAUUACAUUCUCAAUCCGCUCGGCGUGUAUCCAAUUGCGCGGACACAAGCUAACGAGAGGCAUAAACCAGAACAAUUUAGCACGCCAGCAUCCGCGAGAUUGCCUAUGCCUGGUGCAACUGCUUUGAGGGAGUUGGGGUCGAGUCCAGAGGAGGAGGCUGUGAGUCUCGAUGGGAGUGCGUUGUUUCAAUAUCAAGGUGGUAGCUUUUGGGACUGGGAGCUGCAAACUCCGAUGUUGGAGACUAUGGGGUAUCCGACAUUUUUGGAGGAUGUGUUUCUCGGGCAUGAGAUGGUGAAUGGGCGGGUUUGA